Molecule: messenger RNA, 2268 nt
Organism: Fusarium fujikuroi IMI 58289
Lineage: Eukaryota; Fungi; Ascomycota; Sordariomycetes; Hypocreales; Nectriaceae
Product: related to C6 transcription factor
Exons: 4
Coding region: 1-2268 (755 amino acids)
Biological process (GO): regulation of DNA-templated transcription; DNA-templated transcription
Cellular component (GO): nucleus
Molecular function (GO): DNA-binding transcription factor activity, RNA polymerase II-specific; DNA binding; zinc ion binding
Source: RefSeq, a predicted model, not a curated record
AUGGAUAACGACGACCCCACUCAGCCGGAGCAGACUGCUCAAGCCCCCGAUGCAGGGCUUGCUUGCAACUGCUGUCGGAAACGUAAGCUUCGAUGCUCACGGGAGACGCCAAUCUGCGAACACUGUCGCAAGACAGGACAAGAUUGCGUCUACGAGACAAAGCGCGCCAGACCUGGCAUGAAAGGCGGCGCCAUCGAAAACGUGCACAAACGGCUUGAUACAUUGGAACGGACGAUCUCAAAACAACAGAAAGAGUUAGAAAACCUUCGCGACAAAGAGGCAUCAACUACUCAGGCGAGCUCACAACAAGAAGCUGUAGAUAGACAGAGUCUACUAUCCUCUCUUGCCCGCGAGAUAUGCAAACUCGGCAAUCCUACUCUUACCGCUUCUCCAGAAGCUUCUAUUGAUUCGACAUGUAAACGUCGUCGAACAGAAAAACAUGUCGGGUAUCGAGAAAGGUCUCAGUAUGCCGUCAAUCAGCCAGGUUUACCCGAUGAUGCCAUCCUAGAUCUGGUCAUAGACGCGUACUUUCGGCAGAUACACCCAUGGAUUCCAAUGAUACACGAGGCCCGAUUUCGCCAAAGACGUCAAGAUCAUGGGGACGACCGAUGUCUGCUCCCUGUCCUCCAAGCCAUGAUGUUAAGUGCCUCGUAUCAUGUUCCCAGGAGAGACAUCGCCGAAAUAGCACAGAGUCUCAUUGACGACCAAGAAGCUGUGAGAGACUGGGUGGUAUCCAAAGCUACCAAGAGUCUGACAGUGGAGAACCUACAGGCCCUAAUAAUUAUUUGUUUUCGCGAUAUUGGUGACGGAGAGGAGUGUCGAGCUUGGUCACUCAUCGGUGCUUUGACUCGUAUGGCUGGAUAUCUCCAACUCACAAUAGAAAGCGAGGAAGCAGACCGCUCUUCAUUUUCUCAACCAAAUACUUCCCUAAAUCCGCCACAAGGAUGGACAGAAGCUGAAGAGAGAAGAAGAGUCUUCUGGUGUGUCUUCAACCUAGAUCGAUUCUGCUCCUUCACCACAGGCUGGAAUACUAGCCUUACCUCAGAUGAUGUAAACCGCCGAUUGCCCUGUGACGGAAUAUCAUGGAGGAAAGAAGAGUCUGUAUCGACCCCAUACUUUGGGAUUUGGGAUAAAUCAGCCGCACGCAUUGGAAACCCCAUCGCGUUUCUCCCUUCACAUUCUGCCACUGUACCGGCUACCACUGAUGAAGGUGGUUUUACACCUUCCGAAGCAACGGCAUCACCGGGAGCAGCAGCGUCUUCUGUUGAUAUGUCGACAGUCGGGGCUUUUGCGUAUUGUAUCGAGGCAACCGAGUCAUUGAGUCGCGUCACGAGUUAUUUCCUCCAGCAGAAAGUUAAUAUCAAGGAUCACAAUGAUCUCAGUGGUUGGCUCACUCGCUUUAAGGAGCUUGACGUACGACUGGUACACUGGAAGAUGCUCCUCCCCAAGAAAUGGAAAGUGAAUAUUGCUCAGCAAUCGUCAAGGAUGGAUCCAAACCUUACGCUAGCGCAUGUCACGCACAAUGCAUCUAUGAUACUACUCCAUCAGCCCAUCGCCUUUCCUCCUCUAAACUGGACUUUCCGAACAAGACUACCAAGUUUCUGUAGCCUCGAUACUUGCCAAGCGGCUGCUAUCGAGAUCGCCACCAUAACGAAUCAUUACUUGCAGAUUGCUGAGCAUAUAGGGCCUCUCAAUAAUCAAUAUUCUUUUUGUGUAUACCUUGCGGCCAGAGUUCUGCUUUUACUUUGGCGGUGUCAUGCAACUGAAUCUUUAUCAUCCGAGUUCUGGGUAUUGAUACAAAACCUAGAGACCAUGGCUGAACGAUGGGCGGGGCCCCAUCAGCUCGGGCCUAAGGAGAAUCUUGCAUCCAAGUAUCAGGCUGUUCUUGUUGACUUGCAUACUCGAUGCGUUCGAGAAGCAUCUUUCAAUAUCAACCCUUCGGCUUAUACAACAGAGGUUAAUCACUCUCGGUCAAUCUCAAAACUAUUGAAUGCGGCUCCGAGAUUUCAAGGUCAUCAACUCGCUAGACAUCCAGCUGAAGAGAAUGGGGGACCCUCAUUCACGGGGAAUGUAUCAGCCAACGCGUACUACCCUGGUACGACUUCUAGCAUAGCCAAUGACCAAGAAGGGCAAAGCUGUAGUGUAGGAAGCGGAGAUUUGGGGAUGAUUUCCCAGAUGCUCCUUGAUACCGAGUUUAUUGAUAUGGAUCGCAUUAUUAGCUUUGAUGAUGGCAUCUUUGGCACUGAACACGAGAGCGGGUGCUUCUGA